Molecule: messenger RNA, 2627 nt
Organism: Eriocheir sinensis (Chinese mitten crab)
Lineage: Eukaryota; Metazoa; Arthropoda; Malacostraca; Decapoda; Varunidae
Gene: Hel25E
Product: spliceosome RNA helicase DDX39B-like
Exons: 6
Coding region: 592-1623 (343 amino acids)
Biological process (GO): mRNA export from nucleus; mRNA splicing, via spliceosome
Molecular function (GO): RNA binding; RNA helicase activity; ATP binding
Source: RefSeq, a predicted model, not a curated record
UGUUGUGGUUGAGACUGUGGUGACGGUUGUGGUCGCGGCGAUGGUUCGUUCCGUCGUCGCUCCUCUCACCGUUGGGUCUCCUGCUGCUGGUGUUGGCACUGUCAGCACCUCUGGCGGUGUCGAUUUCGGUGGUGGUUUGUUGUGGUGUGGAGGAUAAGGGAGGAAGAGCGGGUGAGGUGCCUUCGUCCUCCUCCUCCACCACUGUCUACAGCUCCACCACUUCCACUGCAUCUUGAACGAGGUGGACUGGAUGCGUCUGCUUACUGGCGUGGCGUACGAGCACCACCACUACUACCAUCACCACUACAAUCACCGCACCACCAUUCCAGCCUCUUGUCCACCCCCAUAACCUCCCGCACCACCAUUGUAUCACCACUGCCACUACCAUUAUCACCAACAUAACUGUACAUUCGUCAGGAGAAAUAUUAUACACUCAACCAUCCAGUCAGUCAGUCAGUCAGUCGGUCAGUCAUCCAGCCAGCCAGUCAGUCAGUCACCCCACAUUCACACACUCACAUGCACGCUACAAACUCCACCAAAACGUCAUCUUCGCCAAACGUCAACAAAACUCGCAAGAAGAAAUAGAUCAGUAUGCCGUCCCUACCUCGUCACCUCCCCAUCCCAUCACCUCCUCCCCUUCGCACCGUCGCAAGUGGUGCAAACGCUAUCCCAUCCUUUCCCAUCCUCUCAUCUUCCUUAUUCCCCGUCCUUACCCAUUCCUUUCCCCUUCACCUCCCCAUCCCUUCACCUGUCCCCCUUCGCACCGUGGCAAGUGGUGCAAAAGUUACCCCAUCCUUUCCCAUCCUCCUUCCUUCCCCAUCCCUCACUUCCCAUCAUCCCCAUCCUUACCUAUAUCCUCCCUUCCCUUCACCUCCCCAUUCCUACAUCCACACCCAUCCUGUUGCUGCUACUGCGACUGUGACUACUACUACUGCUACUACAACUACUACUACUACUACUGCAUCGACUGCAAGAUCAAGAGUGCUUCUCCUAUUGCCCCAUCCUUGCUGCGAGAAGAGAGGAAGGGAAGGGGCGGAAAGGAGGAAAAUGCAGCGGAAGUUGGAAAAGAGAGAGCCCAUGGAGGUGUAUGUUGACGAUGAGGCCAAGCUGACCCUCCACGGCCUACAGCAGCACUACGUCAAGAUCAAGGAGAAUGAGAAGAAUAAGAAGCUGUUUGAACUUCUCGACGCGCUGGAGUUCAACCAGGUGGUGAUCUUCGUCAAGUCAGUGCAGAGGUGCGUUGCGUUGGCCACACUGCUGGUGGACAUGAACUUCCCGGCCAUUGCCAUCCACCGUGCCAUGCAGCAGGAGGAGCGGCUGAGCAGGUACCAGCAGUUCAAGGAUUUCCAGAAGCGGAUCCUUGUGGCCACCAACCUGUUCGGGCGAGGCAUGGACAUCGAGCGCGUCAACAUUGUGUUCAACUACGACAUGCCGGAGGACAGCGACACCUACCUUCAUCGCGUUGCCAGGGCCGGGCGAUUUGGCACCAAGGGGCUGGCCGUCACCUUCGUCAGCGAGGAGAGUGACGCCAAGACCCUGAAUGAGGUGCAGGAGCGCUUCGACGUCAACAUCACGGAGCUCCCUGACGAGAUUGACCUGUCAUCGUACAUUGAGGGACGCUAGAGUGUGCCUGUCUCUAUGAGAUAACGCUCAUGUGUGUACCUGUGUAUGGAUGUGCCUGUGUGCGUGUGUGACCAUGUGUGUGAGCAGGAAUCAUCUGUGCAGGCUUGUGUUUGUCUGCAAAAUGUGUGUGUGUGUUUGUUUGAGUGCACAACUGAAUGCAUGUAAGAAAGAAAGCGUGCGUGUGUGUGUGUGUGUGUCAACCCCAAACGGAAAAAUCAUGCAGUUUGAAGGCUUUUUAAUAUUAAGUCCCUUGUGUCAACCCUUUGCCUCACCCCAGUCACGUCAUCAGAGUCUCGCUGCGCCGAGUCUUUUAUCUUUCUCCACCUUAUCGUACCGUAGCCAAAGGAUCAUUUUAACUUGAGGUUCAUCCAUUUGUUCUUGUGUGUCAUGUCAGCAGAGAACCCACUUAGAAAUGAGAUAAGAAAUAAUGCACUCUUGUAGUAGAUAAGUUUGCUGCAAAGUUGAUUUAGAAGCGAAGAUAACCUCAUUGAAUUCUGAAACUAGGAGGUACAACUGCUCCUUAUGUAGAUGUAGAGUGGAAAUGUUUAAGUGAAAAAAUAUGUAAAGGUCGAAAUGUAAUUGUUAGUGUCCAUGAUGGUAGAGUAGGUAAUUUUAAAUCCUCAGAUGUGUCUUUGAGAAACCUGGCAUUGUUCUAACCUCCAAAACCCUGUAAUCAUAAUCUAUUUUUACAUACUGUGACAUCUAUCCUCAAUGUCAGCUGUUAAUAGCACUGUGGACCUCAAUUCCCAGUCAUGUAUUGCAGAUUUAAAGUCAUAACCACUACUGCUGUUACUACUAGGAGCUAUCAUGUGUUCUGCUGUGUUAUGUAGGUGGUACUUCAGUGGGAUCUAAGUAUCAAGUCAAUAGUAAUGGAUUUUGGUCAUAUACUAAGUUGAUAUUAUCUUUAACUUACUAUAGACACAAGAUUAGUUUUCUGCCAUGUAUUUUUUAACCCAUAAGAACCUCUCAUGUUCACUUCAGUUGUAUUAAAAAAUCAAGUUAUA